Colletotrichum destructivum is the source of this 588-nucleotide messenger RNA. RefSeq lists its product as uncharacterized. NCBI's taxonomy places the organism in Eukaryota, Fungi, Ascomycota, Sordariomycetes, Glomerellales, Glomerellaceae. Bases 1 to 588 code for a protein of 195 amino acids. The transcript has 3 exons. The record is from RefSeq and is a predicted model, not a curated record.
AUGGCAGCGUGUUAUUUUGUGUCGUCUCCGGACCCACGUAAAUACGUUAUCGACUCGCCGGGCCAGCAGCCCCAAUACGGGAUCAAAUUUGGUGAUCAGGCAGACGAUGUGACCAGGAUCAACGCUUAUCGCACCUGCAACCCUUCUUGCAACUACAUGCAAGCAAAUGUCAUCAUAAACUACAGCAACCGAUCAGGUACUUUGCGAAAUUUCGCCCAGGUUCCCAAUACCAACGAGUGCAUAGAAAAUGCUCAAGCUGCUAUGAAGUCCAUCGUACAGUUGUACGCCGGCUCAAUCGGCUACAAGCUCAUGGAGAACCGGGCAGUCGAGACACUUCCCUUCCAGGUCCGGAACGCCAAGACCGGAACGUCAACCGAGAUUCGCCGGCUUGUCACUCGCGUUCUGGAGACCAACAACCAAGCACUGUCUCAGGCCAACCAGGAGAAUUUGGCCCUCGCCACCGACCUAAACUGGAUAUUCAACAACGUCUGGGAUGUACUGAGGGAUGAUGGGAUUGCCUACCUGGUCCGCUUCUGUGACGAGAGUGCUGCUCGUUUGUUUUUCAACUAUAUGGUCCAGACUACAUGA